Molecule: messenger RNA, 828 nt
Organism: Drosophila serrata
Lineage: Eukaryota; Metazoa; Arthropoda; Insecta; Diptera; Drosophilidae
Gene: TrxT
Product: Thioredoxin T
Molecular function (GO): protein-disulfide reductase activity
Source: RefSeq, a predicted model, not a curated record
UAAAUUGUUAAUGUCAAAUUCGUUUUGGUCUUAUUCCACCUCCAGGCUUUCUUUCCAACUUUUCUCCUCAACCGAUAUAAUUUUUUCCUAGAAAUUUUCUGUACUUCCGCAAAAUAUUGGGGUUUCUUAACCUCGAGUGCGUGUAAUAAUUCUGGUAGCCUGCCUUGCGCAACGAAUUCGUCUCCAUCACGGUGUAAGAAGAACAAUGGUGUCCGUGGUCAAAGAUAAGGCCGAGCUCGACAUGCGCAUUUCCAGCGCCGUCAAGAAAAUUGUCAUCUUGGACUUCUUUGCCAACUGGUGUGGACCGUGCAAGGUCUGUGCUCCCAAGCUAAACGUUUUGGCCGAUCAAUACUCCGAACACGUAAUGAUCUUGAAAGUAAAUGUCGAUGAAAAUGAAGAUAUCGCCGAGGACUUUAACAUAACCAGCAUGCCAACGUUCAUACUGAUCAAGGAGGGUGAAGUUCUGGAUACCAUCAUUGGGGCCAAUAUGGAUAAGCUAAAGAAGUCCAUGGAUAAGCAUAUCGCCGAAAAUGAAGUGGAUGGUGCCGCUGCCGAUGAGGAAGUCUCGAUCGAAGAGGACCCGCAGCAGCAGCAGAACUCACCCAUUUUAUAUGGUGGCCAAGGAGAAAUAGAGAGCCAGGAUCAUGAAAAGAACUAAAGAGGAAAAGCCUGUACUACGCUGGGCACAGGAUAUCCCUAUAUAUAAACAGGACACGUAACACAUACAUAUAUACACUUAUAUAUAUAUACGAGAAAUCCUGUGGCCCAUUUCUGAAGAUUAUUUAACUUAUAAAAACAUAGCCUAGGCUCUGGUGAUCAGUUAAAGAA